Hyaena hyaena (striped hyena) is the source of this 1801-nucleotide messenger RNA. It is a transcript of the gene PSRC1, whose product is annotated as proline and serine rich coiled-coil 1. The transcript is spliced from 8 exons. Lineage: Eukaryota; Metazoa; Chordata; Mammalia; Carnivora; Hyaenidae. Bases 31 to 1173 code for a protein of 380 amino acids. Gene Ontology annotation, biological process: mitotic metaphase chromosome alignment. Gene Ontology annotation, molecular function: microtubule binding. Gene Ontology annotation, cellular component: spindle microtubule; microtubule cytoskeleton; spindle pole. The record is from RefSeq and is a predicted model, not a curated record.
GCUCCCGGCCUCCCAGCUUUAGCCCUCCGGAUGAAGUCUUUUUUAGAACAGCUCUCUACACAGCCCCCACCUGCAGACUUCCGGCCGCUGCUCGCCACCGCCCCGCCUCCGAGGGCAGGGAUGUUGGGAUCCACCAAUCACGGAGCGCAUGUGCUCGGGUCUAAGCUGACUAGUGCGCCUGCUGGCUGGAACAUGGAGGAUUUGGAGGAAGAUGUAAAGUUCAUAGUGGAUGAGACCUUGGACUUUGGAGGGCUGUCGCCAUCUGACAGCCGUGAGGAGGAGGACAUAGCAGUGCCGGUGACUCCGGAAAAACCCCUCCGAAGAGGACUGUCCAAUCGAAGCAACCCAAACGCAGUGGCCCCGGCCCCCCAGGGGCUGCGGCUCAGCUUGGGCCCCCUUAGUCCAGAGAAGCUGGAGGAGAUUCUCCACGAGGCCAACCGGCUGGCAGUUCAGCUGGAGCAGUGUGCCCUGCGGGAGCAGCAGGGCACGGGCGAGGGCCUGGGGCCCCGCAGGGUGAAGCCCAGCCCCCGGCGGGAGACCUUUGUGCUGAAGGACAGUCCUGUCCGAGACCUGCUGCCCACCGUGAGUUCUGUGACUCAGAGCACCCCCUCCCCAAGCAGCCUGACGCCCCGACUCCGGAGCGGCGAUAAGAAGGGGUCCGUCAGGGCCCUCCGGGCGGCAUCUGGGAAGAGGCCCAGUAGCGUGAAAAGGGAGUCACCCACUUGCAAUCUGUUGCCCGCAUCCAAAAGCCCAGCAUCUUCUCCUCUCGCCCGAUCCGCUCCUCCAGUCCGGGGCAAAGCUGGGCCCGGUGGGAGGGCAACAGCAAGCCCGCCUACCCCUGUUAGACCGGUCUUGGCCCCACAGCCUCCUGCCGGCAACUCUCAGCGCCUCUCUCGGCCACAGGGAGCAGCUGCUAAGCCUUCCAGUCGGCUUCCAGUUCCUUCUGCCAUCCCCAGGCCUGCCAGCCGAAUGCCACUCACCGGCCGGAGCGUACCAGCCAGCAAAGGUGCCCUGCCUCCAGCUUCUCUGCCACCUCGGAAAGGACUUCCGCGACCAAGUGCUGUAGGGCACAGAGUUCCUGUUUCCCAGCGGCCCAGUCUUCCCAUCACUGGUGCCACUCGCAGCAGUCUGCAGCCCCCCAGGAAAGUGGCCGUCCCGGGACCCACCAGGUAAAGAGAUCAGGACAGCAAGCAGAAAUUCAGGAGCAAACCACUACAGUCACUGCCUGGACUCACCUCUACUCAACCUCCCAAGCCCUCUCAUGGAAGGCAGGCCCUGACUCCAGGCCCCGGAGCGGGAGGAAGAGAGGCCACCAGGGCUGGUGCCCCAGCAGUGAAGAGGGGUGGAUUAGGGUUGAGCUGGAGGAGACUCAAACUCUGUGGGUUGAAAGAGGAUUAGGGAAAAGAGGUCACCUCCCCCACAGCGAAAUUAACGAGCAGAAAAUGAGAAAUACAGGAGAGUGGUUUGUCCUCAUCCACCCCCACUCUUGUGUUCGGUCCCAGAGAGUUUGAUCUUCUUCCCAGGCAUUGGUUCACUGGACAUUUACAUGUGAAUGGCCUCCGUGGCUAACCUCCCUGCUCUCCGAGGAACAGUCCUGAAUCACAUCCUCUACUGGACGCUGGCCUGUUUGGAGAGGCAGAGGCAGGCACCUGGUCUCUACAACUUAUUUCCUGUGAAUUCUGUGACUCUUAAGAGGCCAGUUUCCGAUAAGCUUACAUCGGUCUGCGUUUUUCUAAAAUAAAACGAAUGUAUUUUUAUAAUUCGUGUAUAUGUGAAAGUAAAUUCUCCAAUUUCAAACAAA